Megalopta genalis is the source of this 5968-nucleotide messenger RNA. RefSeq lists its product as uncharacterized. Lineage: Eukaryota; Metazoa; Arthropoda; Insecta; Hymenoptera; Halictidae. Gene Ontology annotation, biological process: signal transduction. The record is from RefSeq and is a predicted model, not a curated record.
GCCUUUAGUCGAGCGCCGCUCUACGCGCCGUGAACAUGUGAGGUCGCGUCGCGAGUCGCGUCGCCGUCUUUGCCUAAUCGCUUAUUUUUCACGUUUUUUUCGGAGCUGCCGGCUCCGAUCCCGCCGGAUAUCGAUCCUCGCACGCGAGAUCUACGCCCCGAUACCUCUCACGGUGAUAGCGAAAUCUGGAACGUCGGUUUAGUUUCGCGCACCAAGUUCCGCGCAUUCCUCGAGUGAUUAAGAGCUUCUGUUGUCCUUCGCCGCUUGUAAACCGUUUCAGCCGUAACACGUUUAAUGUGCCUUUUUAUCGUUGAACUCGUGCACAGCACACUGUUGCGCGAAAAUAUCGGGCCAGUUCGUGCGCGAACUUCUUGCAGAAAAGGAGAAGAUAGAAGACAGGUUCUUGAUUUAUGGUUUCUGUUUUAUUGCCGCUGCGCCGAAUGCAAGUGUACAGAGAAGUGCCGCGAGACAUAGAGAGAUAAUACCGAGGGAACCGAGUGAAUUGUUUCUUUCGAGAACAUUUCGAUUCUUUCAGUCCCGAUUUAUUCGUUCCCGUUGAAUCGUUCUCUCAACUCGUUAAAAGUCUCGCGACGUUUUCCAUCAAGGUUUCAGCAUUUGUUCGUCGAACGAGCUACGCGUAAACUGCGACUUACAAAUUGAUGAACGCGUUAAGAAGCUCCGAUUCAAAGUUCAAGGAAAGAAAUCGAAAGUUACAAAAUGUGAUCAUCCUCGAGCCAUAGAUAGGUACAUUAAAGUCCCGGUUGCUGUUACAGUGGCCGUGUGUAAAAUACGCAACACAGUGGACUAUUUACAAACAGUGAUUAGCCACCGAAUGCUUUGUAUCGCCGCGUCGGUCCGCGGCGAGCCGCCGCGAUGCUCGUGUUAUUAAAAUUAAUAUCGGUUCGAUGCUGUUGACAUACCGAUGCCAGGUGACUCCUCGAUCGGCGUCGAUCUACGUACCCACCAGGUGAUCCGAAGAUGCUAGGGAAUUUCGGCAGCAACCAGAGCAUCCUCGGUUUUCUGUCCAACAAAGAUUCCCAAGAUGUCGAUCUGGAUGCCAUCCUCGGCGAGCUGUGCGCCCUCGAGCGCCGUUGCGACGGCGACAUCGCCGCGACGUCCGCGCCGGAUGCUCAGAGACAGGGUCGCCCUAACAGCACCAGGAUCACUCCCGGCGACAAUACCGACAUCGGCAAAAACGAAGGAGCCAUGCGAACCGAUAGUCCUGACAAUGACAGCGCAUUCUCGGACACGGUCUCGAUGUUGUCCAGCGAGAGCUCCGCGAGUAGCAGCGGCUCCGGACACAAACCACCUCAGACCGCCAUGCACACAGCCCCUCAACAGCAACCCCAUCAACUUAUGGACGCUGCAAGCCGAGUCAAAGCAGAGAAGAUCCGAUUGGCGUUGGAGAAGAUGCGCGAGGCGAGCGUUCAGAAGCUGUUCAUUAAAGCGUUUACGCUGGAUGGCAGCGGGAAAAGUUUACUCGUCGACGAGGGAAUGAGCGUAGCUCAUGUAUGCAGGCUGCUCGCCGACAAGAACCACGUGCCAAUGGAUCCGAAGUGGGCGGUAGUCGAACAUUUGCCCGAUCUUUUCAUGGAACGGGUGUACGAGGAUCACGAGCUGCUUGUGGAAAAUCUCUUGCUGUGGACGAGAGACUCGAAGAACAAACUGCUUUUCGUUGAACGACCAGAUAAAACACAGCUGUUCCUUAACCCGGAAAGAUUCCUCCUCGGCCCUUCUGAUAGGAGCAGCGCGGAAUACGACGACCAUUCGCGCAACAUCCUUCUGGAAGAAUUCUUUUCUAGUAGCAACGUCGGCGUACCAGAGGUCGAGGGCCCGUUGUAUUUGAAAUCGGACAGCAAGAAAGGUUGGAAAAGGUAUCACUUCAUCCUAAGAGCCUCCGGCCUCUAUUACUGGCCGAAGGAGAAGGCUCGGACCGCGCGCGAUUUGGUUUGCCUGGCGACAUUCGACGUUAAUCAGAUCUACUACGGCGUCGGUUGGAAGAAGAAGUAUAAAGCGCCGACGGAUUUCUGCUUCGCAGUGAAGCAUCCCAGGCUGCAGCAGCCGAAAUCGACCAAGUACAUCAAGUUCCUGUGCGCGGAAGACAACGCGUCGUUGGAACGAUGGAUGGUCGGGAUCAGAGUGGCCAAAUACGGCAGACAGCUGAUGGAGAAUUACAGGACCCUGGUCGACGAACUAGCGCAGGAAGAUCUCGACAUGCUCGCGCAUGCCAGAUCGUGUUCGGUCAGCUCGAUCGCCGUGCCGCCACAGAAUCAAACUCAGUACAACACCAGCAACGACAACGCCCGCCAGUUCACGGAAAACUCGAGAAACGGCACGGAGACGGUCAACGCUAGACAGUACGACGCCCAGAGGCAGAGUUACAAUUCCGAGCAACGACAGAGUUACAACAACGACGGGAGACUGAGCAGAGCCAGCAGCUCGAGCUCCAGCGGCUGUUUGUCGGAUGGAGCGCCAAGCAGUUGCGAGGUAGCCUUCGAGUGCGGCGAAUUCCCGACGGGAACGAUCAAACGAAAACCCUCGAUGAACCCGAAACUGCCUCUCACGUCGAUCACGCGGCAGCUGAAGGAAGUUGGCGAAACUGUCCGGGACGAGCCGGACUGUCCGAGUCCUACGAGUUCGGGAUCCGGCACGCUGACCAGAAGACACAGUCGUAGGAGGAGCGGCACCGAUUCCGACGGGUCCGGAACGCUGAAGAGACACCACCGGUCCAGCAACGCGACCCCGGUCAGCCCUGUACCGCCUGGCACACCGGUCAGAGAGAGAGCCAGCCCGAUGGGAUACAACCGAACGGAGAGCCAAGAAUCGAAGACACCUACGAGUCCUAUUCCACCCUCCAUGAUGGAUUCGAUCACUUCGCUUCCACCGCCGCCGUCGCCAUCCAGGGUCGCCGAGGAAACAGAGUCGGAUAACGAACCGCUUCCGCCGCCUCCGCCCGAGAUGUUCCGAUCGAAUCUCUCCCUGGACUCGUUGCCGCCACCUCCGGCGCCCGGCGAGCUCCCAGUCUGCAACACGCCCGAGCUCUCCGGUUCAUCGUUGAGCCUCGCGUCGCUUCCGCCGCCUCCGAGUCCUCUGGUAGGCGAAACGGGCACGAUCCGGCGUGCAAGGCCGAAACAGUCGACGCCCACGAAUUCAGUGACGCCGGAGAGCACGCCGACGCACGCCGCUUCGAGAUCGUCCAGCAACCAGCAGAUGUACGCGAACGCUAUACAGAACAGCGCGAUGCAGAACAACGCUAUGCAGAACAACGUCGCGGUCCAGAACAGCCAGGGUUACGGGAUGAACGCGCAGAAUGCUCUGCACGCGAACAACGCGGCGAACUCGGUUGCCUCGUCGCACAGCUCGUAUCCAGGGUCCAGCGCGAGCACGACGCCGACCUACGGGCCGAGUUCGCCGAACUUCGCCUCGCCUCCGCCGUUCGUUGCUCCGCCGGCUUACGGAUCCCAGCAACAACAACAGCAGCAACAGCAGCAGCAGCAGCAGCACGGCAACUCGCAGAGCCUGACCAGGCAAAACUCGAAAGCCGAGUCGAUAUACGGGACUCAUUCCCUGCCGCACUCGACGGUCCAGCCGAUCAGGCCGAACCCGAACAUGGACACCGUGCGGCGCAGUGCCAUGAAACAAAGCUCGAGUCAUUACGCGGCUCCGCCUUACCUAGCGGAGCUGAAGGCGGCGUCCAGCCCGCAGCCGCAGCGCAGGGUGACCAUUCAGGAGCCGCCGACCUCGCCGAAGUCGAAGACCGGGACCGGCAAGAAGAUCACGUUCAAUCUGCCGCCUCAGCAAGAACCCGGCAGCCCUGCUCUGCCGCAAAGGAAACCGAUGCCGCCGAGGAGAUCGGACAGCACGAGGCUCACGUCUCCUAAGAAGCUCGCCGCGUCGGAUCAAGCUCCGCCCGGCGAUUUCCUGAAGGAUCUCCAGAGGGUGAUGAGGAAGAAGUGGCAGGUGGCGCAGAAAUGUAAACUCGACACGACGACCACCCCGCACGAGGUCCUCGGCUUCCGCGAUCCGCCGCCCGCCGUCGCCGACUAUCGGGAGACGAACGUGUCGAACUGGGUGCAGGAGCACUACGGGGCCGACAACCUUUACGAGAACGUGUACACAACGGAUCCCCAUGCUCCGGUGGAGUACGCCUCGAGCCCGGCCCGGCAGCCGACCGUCAGGUUCGCCGACGAGAAUCGCAGCAUCAACAUCGUGAACGCCAUCGCCAACAAGAGAAGACCGCCGCCGCCGCCGCCGAAAAGGGCGGAGACCACGCAUCUGACCACUACCAGAGCGAUGCACUGACAAUAGCAGAUAAUUCAGCCCCGUCCCGAAAGGCGAUGGUACUGUUGUCUGUGCAGUUGGUGGAAGGACUGAGAAAGGGCGCGGAGGGAAGUUCGCUUUGUUCUGUGAUUCGGUCACCGUUUCUUCGAGGUCCUAGUAAUCGAGUCCGCGCGCGUUCAUCGUCCUUUUCAGUUUGACACCGUUCGAUAACGUUCCGUUGUUCGGGCAACAGGAGGAAAAAGGGGGAUCGACGGCUUCGUGUUCGCAUACGUCGCCCAGAGUUUGCAUGGCAAAUCAGCUUGUCUGUGAAUCCUGUAUCUACCAGCCGCGGCCGUUGUAGGAUAAAUCGAUGUAUAUUUAGGAGUUCGAGGAUGAAAGUCUGAUCGGAUUACUGCCAAUUAAACAAAAAUGGUCGCGAACGCCGCGCCGGGGCUGUGUGCUCGUGCCUCGGCGCCCGGUGUCCUAAUAGAGAAUUUUUUUAGCGAGAGAACUUCGGUGGAACGAGAAAGCGAAAGAGGACCACCGGCGAUCGGAAUUAUAGAUUAUCGAGUCCGAUGUCGAAGCAUCUGUCUUAACCGGCGAUUUAGCAACGGCCAUUCAACUAGAACGUAAGGGGAAACACUGCCGCACAUAUUGAGGAUGUGAUAUAUAAGUCUUAAGCUCCUAAUUUCGUUUCCCGUUCACCGGCGGGUGGGAGAGAGCGUCGGCCUUUGCGAGCGAUCUUCUUCGCGGGAAAUCGUGUAGACCAUUGGGACGCGGUCGGACGCGUGAGCCAAUCGAAUUGAAAGAGACACGCACGAAACCGCCGCGCGCUCGCGCCAUUCUUUUCUGUGCGAAUAUCAAUUCCGGAGUUAAGUAGGCUUUAGCUGUAUCUGCGGUGUCCGCCGACCAAGUUAACGACGGACUUUUCUCGCUUGUUUUCUAUCACAACGGAACAGCUGUGCGCACGAAUAUCUGAUGACGAAAACGUCGAAACUGUUUCACCGAAGACUAUUGUAGCCAGGAUAUUUGGGUCGUUGCAUAUGAAAUAUCGUGUCGGGUUACAACACGUAUUUGUUAAUACGUUCGAAGCUAUCACGUUUGGAAAUAUAGGAUUAUUUAUUUCGACUUUGUGUCACCGUGUGUUCGGGACACUUCAUUGUUUUUUUCUUUCUUUUUUCUUUUUUAUCACAGCGCAGGGGAAGAAAUAUGUUUGAAAAUUAGCUUCGUAGAAGAUUAUAUACGUACUGUCUAAAUGCUGCUUGUUUUAGCUUCUAUUUUAAACGGAAACUAUAUUCUUAACUAUCGUUCGCGUAGUCGUUCUCAAAUAUUAUCUCUGUUCGAAAUUUUAUCCGAUACCUUGUUCAAAGUCAAUUUACGAGGAAAUGAAAGUAUUUUUUUUAAGGUCACGAGAGAACAAGCCGGGAAACAUGGUAAACACCGUAAUGAAAGUCGUUGUCGUCUCGACUUUCGUUCGAAUUAUUUUAUUAUUCUCUGUAAAGCGACAUUUCGUAUGCAUGAGCCUAAUUACUUUGCAACACGCAGGAGAGGCUGUGGCGAGUUGAUACGUUUCUCAGGAUGCACUUUUUGUCACUUUCGUUCGAGUUGACUGUUUAAUAUACCAUGUACCCGGGGGGUGAGCCAUCGAUUUGUUUCACACGACAUUACGUAGAAAUAAAUGAUCAAGAAAGUGAACGAUAAUUCAGAA